AUGGCAUUACCUGACCCGACUACUCUGAGUGCUGCCACACGUUUCCGGCCAGCUCACUUCCGCAGCCACUCUCGCUCGCCCUCCAGAUCGCCUGUGCGCAAAGCGAAAUUCACCUCCCAACAUCUCGAUCCGCUGCUGAGCAAUCUUUCGCCCGAAUCUACACUCAAGGCACUGCACGCAACUGAGACUAUACCCAGCGGAUCUUCAGAAGGUGUACUUAGCAGGAGCAUUUCAGAUGCGUCGACGGAAGAGCGAGAGAUUGGCAUAAGAGCUGCAUUUGCUGCUCAGCAGCUCAAAGGAUGGCGGCGAGAGAUCUCUUCAUGGCAGUGGCCGGCGCGCCGUGAGCGUGAGCUUGGUGCAGGCUUUAUGCCACCCGAAUCUGCACUGGAAUAUGAAGACGGCAUUGCGGAUGAGUUCAUUGGCUGCCUACCAGUACGACUUCUCAACGAAUACGACGAAAGGCUCGAAGACAUCAAGGAUGGCCUCGAGAGUCUGGAAAUGGACGACCUGAAAGAUCAUGUCCUCACGGCUCAUGCAAGCUCCCGGCCUCCACCUGCAGCUCGACAGGCGAGUGAUGGUGUCAGAGGCAGCUAUGGCCGAAUGAGGGAUUUCACUGCGCUAGUAACGGCUACCGUUAUACAAGCCUUACCAGAUCUCGCCAUGGUAAAUGCAUUGAUCGAUGUUUGGGACGUCAGAAUUGCUGUCUUGAGAGAGCUCCCGCUGCUGCUAGAUCUGUUUGGCUCGACCAGGGAGAUUUUGGGCAGAGCUGUCAAUUCGUGUCGAGACCAGGGUCAAAGAGAUGAGAUCACAAGAGCCGAUGUUGACCGUAUUUCUGCUGCACUCGGCCCACAGAUCCAGACGCUUGGCCGACAUGUCGAUAAACUACUAGACCUCUUGGAAGGGCACGAAGAUUCUCUGCCUCAAGCGUGGAUUGAUUGGCUCGAGAACAUGGAGCUCGAAUACGCUAGAUGGAAGGCAGAGGCUAGCGAGGCUGCGAAUCACAACGAAGCACGUCUAUCUACGACUGAUGACGCUGGCAAUGAGACUACGGGCAUCGUGGAUCAGCCCGUGCAACCUUCAAAGCUCAAUCUGAAGGUUCCGGCUCACUCGAGGCACAAGAGAGAAAUCUCUGAGGUCUCAAUCGCAGACUCGGUCCUGUCUGAUAUGUCAAUAGGUGAAGUUGUUGAUGCACGGAAGUCGCAGAUCAUGCUCCCAUCCACCAUACAAGUUGUGGACAGCAAGCCAAGCAGCCCUAUCCGGCCGACGGCCAUUCAACGAGCCUCGACUGCAUCCAUCGAAGUCAUCUCCAACAGUCAGCUCAAGCGUCUGGACGUCAGGCGCAGCAUGAGUGCAGACUUGCUGGCAAAGAUGGCAAUGGGUAACGGCACACCGCCAAGGCAGGUGGCCAGCAGUACUGAUUCUGCGAUAGACGACCAAGAAACUCCCCGGGCCGAGCUUGAGUCACCAGACUACUUUUCAAUGGCCGAUCGAAGAAAGUCAACAUCUGCAUUGUCGUCGCCGUCUGCUGUGCCGUCGCCAUCUCUGAUGGUGGCCCCACUGAAAGUGCAGACACAGUUUCCUCCACACAACGGUCGAGCUGCGCCUUUACUCCCUCGCAGGUCGAGCAAGCGUGCAUCUUUUGGUACUUCAACGGCCCUCUCCCCAAUCAUAUCCGCAAGUACAAACGAUAUCGUCAGUCCCGUGUCGCCCAGCGACUCUCCUCUACGAGCUCCUGUGUCUCCUGUGUCUCCAAGUAAAGCCAAUGGCCAAGGCGCAAGCCUUGACGACAAAAUUCAGAAUAUCUUGGAAAAUCUCCCUAGCAAGAUUCGACUGGGUGAUAGCAGGGAUCCAGAUCAGUCUCAGGCAUCUUCAACAGGCUCAACACGAUCAUCUACACCAACACCGGCUUUGAUACCGGAGAUGACCAAGCCAACACGUCGAGGUGCCGCAGAACCAGAUAUUCGUAUUUACCAUCUGCACCAGAAUGGUCCUGGACGUGAUCUGAAGCCCAUCAAGCUCUUUGUGAGAGCUGUUGGGGAGAACGGCGAGCGCGUCAUGGUGCGAGUCGGUGGUGGUUGGGCUGACUUGGCAGAGUAUUUGCGGGAGUAUAGUGCCCAUCAUGGCAGCCGCAGUGCAUCAGAUAAUCUCCUUGAGGUCGCCCAGUAUCCCGUCAAGACCGAGAGGACGCGCAAAGCUUCAUCCCAAAUUCUUGCGCCAACCCAGCCAAAGCUGCCAUCACCAGCGACACUGAAGGCACGACGGCGAAGUCUAUCGACCUCAUCUUCUGGCAGUCGAUCGAGGUCGCCUAGUCCACCUCCUGCAGAGAAGACCACAGCGCCCCCGGUCCCGCCGAUUCCUGCUAGCUACACAAUGUACACCCCGAUCAUGACCGUAUCUACGAAUCGGAAUGGCGAGACGGAGACCACAUUUGAGGAUGGCGAUCCCACCGCGAAGCUUGAAGCCAAGGGACGCAAGUCAAUCGAGCCUGAAGCUGGACCAUACUCCCGAUCGGCCUCGAUCCAAGUGCCUGGUGUGAGCACUAACACUACAGUAGCAUCGCCAGCGGCCAUCGAUCCUACCAAGUACACUCCCCUCGGUGGCGCGGGACCCAAGGGUGCGAAGAAUCGAUCUGCGACGUACGGCGCCGUAGAGAAGAACAACGAUGCUUGGGUCGAAGGGAUGGUCGGUAAAGCCCGAGCUGUCAGCAACACCAUACAUGGUCCGACGACCACGACUACGACGACCGUCACGACGUCAGUGCCCGCGAGCCGGCGCGUCUCUCAUGUGGUCAACCCAGGCCCACAACAGAAGACGGCCCCAACACCGACGCAGAAGGUGGCUGCUCCGCCGAGUCCGGGCGAUGGACAGGGGCUGGUGCGGCGAAAGAGCCGGCUAGGCCUGGGCGAUGUAAGUGGUAUCAAACGUGUGUUUCUACGAAGGAAGAGUACAAAAUGA
This is a messenger RNA of Cyphellophora attinorum, 2955 nucleotides long. RefSeq lists its product as uncharacterized. The transcript has a single exon. The record is from RefSeq and is a predicted model, not a curated record. Bases 1 to 2955 code for a protein of 984 amino acids. Gene Ontology annotation, molecular function: microtubule binding. NCBI's taxonomy places the organism in Eukaryota, Fungi, Ascomycota, Eurotiomycetes, Chaetothyriales, Cyphellophoraceae.